Molecule: messenger RNA, 7202 nt
Organism: Gossypium raimondii (Peruvian cotton)
Lineage: Eukaryota; Viridiplantae; Streptophyta; Magnoliopsida; Malvales; Malvaceae
Exons: 8
Coding region: 385-7002 (2205 amino acids)
Molecular function (GO): ADP binding; ATP hydrolysis activity
Source: RefSeq, a predicted model, not a curated record
ACUAUUUACGAUAAUAGUUAUAGAAAUUGAUGUCUGAGUCCCACAUCUUUUUUAACUUCCCAUGUCAAAGUCAUCGGUUGUUGUGCUUGAAUAUUGCAGGUUCCUCAUCCCCAUUACUUAGAUCUCAGCUACUGCCUACCCAAACCCACAACCGUUUCCUCCUCUAUUUUCCCAUCGUAGCUACGUUCAGUCCACAAAAUAAACCUUUUCCACUUCUUCACUCUUUGUCUCCUACUCCCCUCUGAUCAUCUUCUGCUCCGCAUUGGCUUGUUGUUUGUAACAACAGUUUCCUUGUUUCCUAAUUAUUAUUUGAAUCUGCUCCCCUCUUAUUCUAUCACAUGCACUUUUUGCUUGAGUUUUGAAUACCCCUUUCCCAAGAAAAACAUGGAAGUUAUUACGGGCACGGCUAGCAACCUUGUUGCCGGAGUUGCGGGAUACGUGUUCCAAAAAGUUAGACGUAAUUUCAGCUAUGUUUGCCGCUAUAGAAGAAUGGUUUCGGGUUUCGAGAAGAAAGUCGAGACGUUGAAAGACAAAAGAGACGGAGUGCUGCUAGAUGUUGAUGCUGCUGAAAAGAACGGUGAGAAUAUAUACCCCGAAGUCAACAAUUGGCUGGCGAAAGCCGACCAAAUGACUGAUUCAGAGUUGAAGGAAGUGAAGGGUCUUGAAGACGAAGCAAAGAACAAGUGUUUCAUCGGCUUGUGCCCUAAAUUCAAGGCUCGCUAUCAGCUUAGCAAGAAAGCAGAAGAAGAUGCCGCUGCCGUUGAUGAACUCCUCCAGCAAGGCGGGUUUGACAAAGUAUCAUAUCGGGAUGUCCCGCAGCCCAUAUUGUUUGUAUCUCCUAAAGAGUUUGAGGACUUUGAUUCAAGAAGGCUGAUGUUUAACAAAAUCAUGGAGGCGGUGAAAGAUCCUAAUGUCAACAUAAUAGGAGUGCACGGAAUGCCUGGUGUUGGCAAGACUACGCUUGUGAAAGAAGUUGUCAGACAAGUCAAAGAAGAUAAGUUAUUCGACUCGGUGGUUAUGGCUGUUGUGACUCAUACUCCUGACGUCCAGAAAAUUCAAGAUCAAAUUGCAGAUAUGUUGGGAUUGAAAUUUGAGGAGCAAAGUAUGACUGGUAGAGCAAGUCGUUUGUGCGAAAGGUUGAAGAAAGAGAAGAAGAUUCUUGUCGUUUUAGAUGACAUUUGGGCAAAAUUGGACCUGAUGGAAGUGGGGAUUCCUUUGGGAGACGAGGAUCAGGGAUGCACCAUACUGCUGACAUCCAGAGAUCUUAAUGUUUUGUUGGAGAUGGAUGCUAAAAAGAGUUUUCAAAUCGGCGUUUUAGAACAUGAAGAAGCAUGGCAUUUCUUCAAGAAGAUUAUAGGGGAUGGUGUUGAAAGUUCUGACUUCUUGCCUAUAGCAACUGAGGUAGCUAAAAAAUGUGGUGGUCUACCAAUUGCCCUUAGAACACUUGCGACGUCUUUGAGAAAUAAACCUCAAUUUGUAUGGGAGGAUGCUUUGCGACAACUAAGCAAGCCAUCGUCGAGCAACUUCAAAGGAGUACCAGCAACUGUAUAUUCAACUAUAGAGUGGAGUUUCGAUCGUUUACAAAGCGAGGACCAUAAACAGACUUUCUUGCUUUGCAGUCUAAUGGGUCAUAAUGCUCCGCUUGAGCUUUUGCUUCUGUUUGCAAUGGGGUUGGGGUUAUUUCAUGGUGUCAACACAGUUGAAGAAACACGGAAUAGACUAUUGACAGUGGUGAGUGAUCUCAAAGCCUCUUGUUUGUUACUUGAUGGUAAUACCAAUAAGCAAUUUGAUAUGCAUGAUCUUAUUUCUGAUGUGGCCAUGUCAAUCGCUUCUAGAGGCAACUCUGUGUUUGUUUUAAGAUACAAACAUGAUUCGAAUGAUUGGCCUGAUGAUGAAACAGUGAAAGAGUGCGAUAAAAUAUCAUGUUUUGGUAUGAGCGAGCUUCCUGAUCAGUUGAAAUGCCCCAAACUUACUUUUUUAGGUAUGGGUAGCAAGGAUCCUUGGAUGAAAAUACCAACAAACUUUUUUAAGGAAACGAAAAAUCUUAAAGUCCUAUAUUUGCUUGGCAUGAAUUUAUCGUCCUUGCCUUCAAUUUCCUUGCUAGGAAACCUUCGAGCACUAUGCUUGAGAAAUUGUGUGUUGGGAGAUAUGGCCCUUUUUGGAGAGCUCAAGAAUCUGGAAAUUCUUAACAUUAUUAAUUCUGAUAUUGAAAUGCUACCGGAGGAAAUAGGACAACUGACUAAGCUAAAGCGGUUAAAUUUACGUCGUUGUUCCAAACUCAAAAGAAUUUCACCUGGUGUCUUGUGUAAAUUGUCUAGAUUAGAAGAACUGUAUAUGCGUGACAGUCUUGUUGAAUGGGGUGCAGAGGGAAACUCCAGUAAGGAAAGCAAUUCAAGUCUUGCUGAGUUAAAUGCUUUGUCACGUUUAACUGCUUUAGAAAUUCAGAUCCCUAAUGCCAAGAUUAUUCCCAAAGGCUUCUCCUUUGAAAAGUUGCAAAGAUACAUUAUUUUCAUCGGAGAAGCAUCGUAUUGGGAUUGGAAUUGGGAUUGGGUUUAUAAAUACUCCAGAACACUAAAGCUUAACCUGCAGACAAACAUUAGCUUUCUUAAUAAUGGAGUUAAAGUUUUAUUAAAGAAAGCUGAAAAUUUAUAUAUAGAUGAAGUGAAAGGUGUGGAGAUUUUGGUACAUGAUCAAUCAGAAGUUGGGAAUUAUUUUCUGCAACUGAGGAAUCUGCAUAUCCAAAAUGGUGAGAUGGUCCAAUAUAUCCUUAAAGAUAGUGAUGCGGUUCAGAAAAUUGAAUUUCUUCAACUUGAGUCACUGACAUUGCAGGGUCUACCGAAUCUCAUUAGCUUUUGCUCCAAAAAAGAAAGUUCAACUUCCAUAUCUCCACAAGAAAGUGCCCUUUUCAAGCAAAAGAUAUUGUUUCCUAAGCUGGAGAAGUUGAAACUAUCCUCAAUUGGCAUUGAAAGAAUAUGGAGUCCCCAAGCGUUUUGUUCAACUCAAAAUUUGACAAGUUUGAUCAUUGAGGGCUGCGCCAACUUAAAAUAUGUCUUAUCUGACUCCAUGCCUGAAUAUUUGCAGCAGCUCAAAUGCUUGGAAAUUAGUGAAUGCAAGUGCAUACAGGAAAUAAUAUCAACGGAUAAGAUGAUCCAACAAACAUUCAAAAAUAGAGCUCUAAUCCGCUUCCCCCGAUUGAACUCCCUCAAAUUGAAGGGUCUUCAGAAACUCAUCGGAUUUUGCCAUGAAGAUUAUACCGUUGAAUUCCCAGUCUUAACGAUUCUUGAGAUAGAAAAUUGUUCAGAGUUGAAGGAAUUCAUCCAUAAUUCUGUGAGGAAAGAUAUCCCUACCCAUGAAGUUUUGUUCAAUAAUAAGGUUGCUUUUCCCAACUUGGAGAAAAUCACAAUCUCCCAUUUGAGGAAUGUAAAGAGGAUAUGGUUCGACCAACUUCAUACGAAUUCCUUUUCUAUGCUAAAAGAGUUGACUGUUAAGGAAUGUGAUGCAUUGUUGAACAUCUUUUCACCUUUUCUUUUGGGGCUUUUCCAAAGAUUGGAGAAAUUAAUAGUGAUUGAUUGUGCUUCACUAGAACAAGUGUUCCAACUCCAAGUACAAGAUUUAGAUAUUGAGGAAACAUAUGUGAUAGACAGUCAAUUAAAAAAAGUGAAUCUCGUUCGCCUACCAAAGUUGAAGCAUGUUUGGACCAAGAAUCACAAAGGAAAUAUUUCUUUUGAAAGUCUACAACAAGUAACCAUUCAGGAAUGUUGGAGCUUGAAAGCUUUGUUUCCAUUUUCAAUUGCCAACAAUCUUCAGCAACUUGAAGCACUUACUAUUAAUAGGUGUGGGUUAGAGGAGAUUGUUUCAAAGAGCGUUGAAGAAUCGGACGAACAGGAAAUUUGUUUUGCAUUUAAUAAGUUGUUCUACCUUCAACUUUGGAAUCUACCAUCCCUAACAUAUUUCUACCCAAGAAUGCAUAAAACAACAUGGACUGCACUAAAGCAAUUAAGCAUAUUUAGCUGCGGGAGGAUUAAGAUAUUUGGGCAUGAAGAAUCCCAAAUCCAACAUCCACUUUUCCUCAUUGAAAAGGUUAUCCCUCAAUUGGAGAGUGUUUCAGUUAGUCAUGGUGAUAUUGAGAUGAUAAGUGAUGGCCAGUAUGAAUCCGACUUAUUUUGCAAUAUAAAAUUUCUUCGGAUUUCUUGCUACUCUGAUGUAUCAGCUGUUUUCCCAAUUUCUUUCCUUAAAAGGUUUUACAAUCUUGAAAGCCUUGAGCUGGGCUCUUGCAAUUUCAAAGAGCUAGCUUCUUUUGAAAGCGAUGCAUGUGAAGAUGAAGACAUGAUCAUCACGAUCCCAAAGAUCAAGAAGUUGAAAUUGGUUCUGAUUAAGAACAUAAGACAUCUGUGGAAACAAGACUCCCUGCUUGACCAUAUUUGUGCAAGCCUCAAAUGUCUUGAAGUUUGGCAGUGUCACAAUUUGAUUAAUUUAGGAUUAGAUCUUUCAUUUUUUAAAACUCUUACAACUUUAGAUGUCUGGAAGUGCAAUGGGAUGUCAGAAUUGAUUACAUCUUUCAAAGUCCAAAGUUUGGUGUGCCUUGUUACUAUGAGGAUAAGAGAAUGUGAAGUGAUGAGAGAAGUAGUUGCAAGUGACGGGGAUGAAGCAUCAUACGAUAUUGUUUUUAGAGUGCUGAAACGUUUGGAGCUUCAUUGUUUACAAAACCUCACAAGCUUUUGUUCAGGGAAUUACACCUUAUGGUGUCCAUCCUUAGAACAACUUACUUUGAGCCAGUGUCCCAGAAUGAAGAACUUCUAUCAAGGAAAGCUAAUCACACCAAAACUGCAUAAAGUGCAGUUAACAGAAACAGAUGUUAGGGGACGUUGGGCUGGUGACCUUAAUGCCACGGUGGAGCAAUUAUAUAAAGAGCAGGUUGGAUAUCGUGGUCUAAAGCAUUUGAAGUUCUCAAAGUUUCCGGAGCUGAUAGACAUAUGGAGUAAAAAUCCUCCAGAAAUGUUGGAUUUUACAACUCUUGAAUUUCUGGAGAUUUGUGAUUCCAACAAUUUGAGGUACAUUUUUUACCUCUCAACGGCCUUUAGUCUAGGGCAACUCCGGCAAAUGGAAAUCAAGAGAUGCAGUAAUUUGGAACAAGUCAUCCAAGAAGAGUGUCAAAUUACAAUGGCUGAGGAAGCAAUAACAGAUAGUAGCAAGAUCAUUGGCAUAUUCCCUCGCCUACAAUCCAUUAUAGUGGAGUCUUGUCCAGAUAUGACAAGCUUUUACCGGGGAAGUAAAUGUCUUGAAUUUCCAUCCUUGGUUAAAAUUAAGGUAACUGGCUGUUCAAACAUGACUACUUUUGUUUCUACAUUUUCAAGAGAUGAAGAUAAAGAAGUAAUAAUUGGUGACGAAGUUGAUAACGUUACUACAUUUUUCUCCGACAAGGUUGUUUUUCCCAAGUUGGAGAACCUCACAAUCUCCCAUUUGAGGAAUGUGAAGAGGAUGUGGUAUAAGCAGCGUUGUUCAAAAUCAUUUUCUAAUUUGAAAGACUUGGAAGUGGAGCAUUGUGAUUCAUUGUUGAACAUUUUCCCACAUUUUUUCCUUGGAGUUUUCCAAAGGUUGGAGAAAUUAAGAGUAACUGAUUGUGCUUCACUAGAAGAAGUGUUCCAACUCCAACUCCAAAUCCAAAUGUUAGAUAUUGAAGAAGCAUGCAUCGUGACCACCAGUAAAUUAAGACAAGUGAAACUCUUUCGCUUGCCAAAGUUGAAGCAUGUAUGGAACAAGGAUCCCAAUGAAAAUAUUUCUUUUGAAAAUCUUCGAGAAAUACAUGUCCAAGAAUGUUGGAGUUUGAAAACUUUGUUUUCAUUUUCAAUGGCCAAAGAUCUUCAUCAACUUAAAAGCCUUAUUGUGGAUAGUUGCGGGGUGGAGGAGAUUGUUUCAAAAAGUGUUGAAGAAUCAGACCAACAUGAAGUGUUGUUUGAAUUUAAUCAGUUAUCCUUCCUUGCACUUUGGACUUUACCAAAUCUCGUAUGUUUCUAUCCAGGAAUGCACCACAUAACGUGUCCUAUGUUAAAAAGGCUGAAGACACAUUGGCCCAAAAAGAUUACGAAGUUAAGCCAUGUAGUGUCACAACUGCUACUCGUUGAAAAGAUAAUACCUCAACUGGAACACAUUUCACUUACUACUGAUGACAUUGCAACGAUCACCGGUGGCCAAUUUGCGAUUGACUUGUUUUCCCAUAUUAAAGUUCUUGAAAUCACUGAACACCUCAAUGAUUCAACAGUUUUUUCAUUCCGUUUCCUACAAAGAUUUUCCAAUUUGGAAAAGAUUGAGAUGGUCAAUUGCAAUUUUAAAGAGUUGUCUCCUUACGAAGGUGAUGUUGGUGAGGAGAGAGACGUGACAAUGUUGCUCCCACGAAUUAAGCAGUUAACAUUGAAAGGUGUUGAUAAGAUGACACAUCUAUGGAAGCAGGGCUCUCCCCUCCAUCACAUUUGUACUAAUCUUGAAACUCUUGAAGUUCACAAGUGUGGCAGCUUAAUCAAUAUAGAACGUGCUUCCUCAUCUUUGCGAAAUCUGACAACUUUGGAGGUUGGUUACUGCAAAGAGAUGGUAGAGCUGAUUACAUCCUCGAAAGCCCAAUGUUUGGAGCAGCUUGUUACACUGAAGAUAGGAGGAUGUGAAAUGAUGAGAGAAGUAAUUGCAAGUGAUGGAGAUGAAGCAACAUAUCAAGAGAUUAUUUUCGAGGAGUUGAAAUGUUUGGAGCUUAAGGGUUUACAAAACCUCAAAAGCUUUUGUUCAGGGAACUACACUUUGAAGUUCCCAUCAUUGGAUGACAUAACAGUGAUUGACUGUCCCGCGAUAGAGAAUUUUUGCAAUGGAGCUUUAAGCACGCCAAAGCUACAAGAGGUACAAACAGGACGGGAUGUUAGAAAAUGUACUUGGGACCUUAAUUCUACCAUUGAGCAGUUAAACAAAGAAGAAUAUGUGGUGUCUGAAGAGACGGACAAAAUAAUUGAAGUGAGAUAAUGAUUUCGAAAUGAAAAGCCAAAAGGAGAGGUAUUUUGAAGAGGUUCUUAAAUGGCAAUUUCUUGUGAGCAAGUACUGUAUCUUGACUUUGGAGAUUUGAUGGUUUUGUAUUCUUGGGAUUGUAUUUCAAGCAUUCUUUGUGUUUUCAGACAAUUUGAUCUUGUUAACAUGUCAAAUAUAUUAGCCUGCUUUAUUAUCCA